Messenger RNA from Onychostoma macrolepis, 2901 nucleotides. RefSeq names its product syntaxin 19 (gene stx19). Lineage: Eukaryota; Metazoa; Chordata; Actinopteri; Cypriniformes; Cyprinidae. The coding region runs from base 271 to 1158 and encodes 295 amino acids. The record is from RefSeq and is a predicted model, not a curated record. Gene Ontology annotation, cellular component: synaptic vesicle; SNARE complex; plasma membrane. Gene Ontology annotation, molecular function: SNARE binding; SNAP receptor activity. Gene Ontology annotation, biological process: exocytosis; synaptic vesicle fusion to presynaptic active zone membrane; intracellular protein transport. The transcript has 2 exons.
CUAGCACAUAUUUGUGUUGCUGGAAGCUGAGAAUAUGCCAAGGGCUUCCUGAAUGCUUCAACAGAUCUGGCUUAGAGCUCACAAGUCCAUGCCUGAGUAAAGGGUUGACUAAAAUUCUGGGCAACUCAAAAUGAAGCAAUAUUCAACCAUCCAGGGAUUAAAAGCAAUACGAGGGUAUGAGAAGCAGAGGAACUUUUUACACAUAGACAACACUCAAAUCUAAGAGAAAAUCUGACCUGGUCUCCGUCAAGGUCUUCUUCCCCUGCAGUCAUGAAGGACCGCAUGGAGGAGUUGCGUCAGCGAAUGAAGGCCAGCGAUAAGCCGAUGGACAACAACCCCUUCAGCGAGGAGGAGGAGGACAUGGACCCGUCCUCGCUGAUAGGCCUACAGGCUGUGAUCUUCGAGGCAGAGCCCAUCCUGGAGAACUUCCUAAAGGAGGCUCAGAGCAUUCGUGACAGCAUCGAGGAGCUGAACUCUGAAAUCAGUAAGUUCAGCCAGCAGCAGAGGAACUUUUUGGCCACCAUCAGGCGGCUCAGCAUAAUGAAAAAGGAGAGCAGCAUGACACGAGACAUCAAGCUGUUGGCCGAGAGCCUGCAUAAAAGGUUAGAUGCACUUUCCAAGCAGGCCAAGCGAACCGAGGCCGAGCUGGGCCCAGACGUCGCCACGUCCCGUGUCCAGAAGGCCCAGCAUGCGGCCCUCUUUCGCCAGUUCCAUCAAGUAAUGCGCCAACACAACGACGCGAUCCUGAGCAAGCAGAACAAAUGCAAGCAGUUCAUCAUACGGCAGUUGGAGGUAUCGGGUCGCGAGGUGUCCGAAGAUGAGGUGGACAACAUGAUAGAGCAGGGCAAGUGGGAGAUCUUCAAUGAGAACAUCAUAGUGGAUGCAAAGAUCACUCGUACCCAGCUCUCAGAGAUCGAGCAACGCCACAAAGAGCUCCUGAACCUGGAGAGCAACAUGAAGGACCUGCGAGAUCUCUUUCUAGAUGUGUUCAUGCUGGUGGAAGAGCAAGGCCACCAGAUCGAGAACAUAAAAGCCAAUGUGGAGAAGACGCAAGACUAUGUAGCGGUCACGACGGAGAAGUUCAAAAUGGCUGUGAGAUACAAGAAGAAGAACCCUCUCAGAAGACUGUGUUGUUGUUGCUGUCCUUGGUUCAGAUAGCAGGGCAAGGCUGGCAGAGUAAACUAUGGGAAUGUUGCCCAUUUACUGUGCUCUCAAGGACCGAAUACACUAACUGCAGACAUUGACCUCUGUCUGAUGAAGAUAAAAAGCAAGGGCACAAAGCAGUUUUGGACAAUAUUAAAACAGGAAGGCUCCAUUCACUCUUAAAAAUGAAGGUUCCAAAAGGGGGUUUUCACAGCGAUGCCAUAGAAGAACCAGUUUUGGUUCCCCAAAGAACCUUUCAGAACAGUUCUAAAAAGAACCAAUUUUCUUAGUGUGAAGAACAUUGAAUAACAUUGAAUAAUCUAAGAACCUUUUUCCACUGUAAAGAACCUUUUGUUGAAUGAAAAGGUUCCAUGGAUGUAAUUAAAGGUUCUUUGGGGAACCAUUGAUGCCAAUAAAGAACCUUUAUUUUUAAGAGUGUAGCAAUGAAGACUUUUAACUGGGUGUUGACAUGGAAUACAAAUGGUUAUAUAAAGAUUUCACAAAAGGUUAUUAUGUUUUGUUACAUCACAUAAGUUAUGUAUGAGGUAAUCAAAGGUAAACUUAUUUUGUAUUUUGUUAUUGUGGAAAAGGUGCACUAUUUUGGAAGUUGCCAAUUUAUUUAACUGACUUCAGUAUUAUUUUAAAUUUGUCAUUGUUAAUAUUGUCUGCUUUAUGUAAAUCAAAUAUCUGAGCUAAAAAAAUCAAAAAUUCUGUUAUAAGAGAUAAGACUAAGCAAAUACGUCCUAUAUUUUCAAGCAAAAGGCCUUCUGAACGAUUUCUGCAAGUCUACAUCUAAGGGAGUGUUUACACAACACUGUUUUCACUAAAAAUAGAAAAUUUUUAUGCACUUUGGUUGUUCAUUUACAUAAACAUGGCAUAUUGGGGGCCUGGAAAUGCAAACUUUGAAAUUGUGUUUCAAAUUGCAGAUUUUUGUCAGAUAUUGUCUCCCUGUAAUCUACAAAAACGCGCAGUGCAUCUGAAAUUGCGUCAGAGUAGGUAUUUGAAUUUGAAUUUACUCCACAACCGUUAAAAGAGUAGAUGCACUACAUCCGCCAUGUUGUUACUGUCACAGAAUGACCUACUUGCGUCAGUUGCAUUGUGUUUAGUCUAUAUAGGAAUGCGCAUGUGUGCAGUGCGUAGUGUUUCUUUACGAAGUGACAACUUUUCAGUUUUUAGUACAUCGUUGAUGUGUGUACUAAAAAUGAAGAUUUUUUCUUUGAAUUUGUGAAAAGUUUGGCGCAUAGAGGACAACGUUCACGUGGAUCCGUGAAAAUAACUAAAAACGCUGUAUUAUCCAUGCCAGGCCAGUAGAUGGCAAUGCCACUUUGUAAAGAAACAAAGUGACAUUUUUUUUUUGUAGAGACGAUAAAAACUUGCACUUUGAAACCUGUUUUCAAAACAAAAACUGUUGUGUAAAUGCCCCCAUAAAGGUGGGGUCACAUUUAUUCAUUAUUAAUCCAUUAUUUCAAUAGACCUUAGUCAGAUUAGACGUGGAUGAAAAUGAGGCUGUGAGGGAUAGCCUUACUGUACAGUCUUUACAGUGACCGACACGCACUUGAUCAAGAUAGGCUACUAGAUCACAUAUUUUUCACCACUUUCAAAUCUGUUUUGUGGAUGUUUAUUUUUUUUAUUUAUUAUUUUAUUUUUACAGCUGAACAAUCCAUUGCCUACUAUGCAGUUAAACAACAGUACAAUCCAUUAAGCACAUCUAUUGCUUCGUUUCAGUCAAAAAAUAAAUAUGGUGCUAUACCCUCGCAA